UUGAGGUUGGACGCCCGAGAGAGACUGAGAGGGUGAGACUGGAAGUGUGAGAGAAUGUGUGUGAAUUGAAGUUUGAGAGAGAUGGUUCUGUGCUGGAACUGGAUGCCAAGACAUUGAGGAACUGGGGAGAAGAGAAGGAAAGUGCCUUGAAGACAGGAAACAUAAAACAAGGCUAAUUUGGUGCAAGCUGGACUGAAGACUUGAAGGAAACAAGGACUUAGAAAGUGAGAGAAGGAGAGGACAUCUGAGGAGGAAUUUGCAAGAAAAGAAGGGAAAAGAAAAAAGUUACUCAUGGGUUGUGUCUUCAGUAAACAGCGGUGGGGUAAAGAGAGGAAUUCUCAGCCCACUGACCCCCCGAAAACACGAGACAGCACAGAGGAUGCAGAGAUCCUCAGCAUAACAGAGGUCUCGGUCCCAUGUGAAGCUAUCUCAGUUAAACCCUCGUUCCAAAACCAAAUGAACAUCCCUCCCAGUAGAGACAGUGUGGAGAGCGUUAUGGAGAGGUUGAUGGACAGGCACUAUGAUUUUGACCUGACCUACAUCACUGAGCGUAUUAUCUCUGUCCUCUUUCUAUCUGACCUGGAAGAACAACGUUACAGCGCAAAUUUGAAGGAAGUAGCAGCCAUGUUGAAAUGUAAACAUCAAGAUAAGUUCUUGCUUAUAAAUCUGUCAGAGAAACGGCAUGAUAUCUGCAAGCUUAAUCCAAAGGUUGAAGAGUUCGGCUGGCCCGAUCUGCAUGCCCUGCCCCUUGAUAAAAUAUGCGCUGUCUGCAAGACCAUGGAGUGCUGGCUGGCCUGUGACCCCCAAAAUGUAGUUGUAUUGCACUGCAAGGGAAACAAAGGGAAAACAGGAGUAAUUGUAGCAGCUUACAUGCACUAUAGCAAGAUAUCAGCAGGGGCAGAUCAGGCUCUCUCCACAGUUGCUAUGAAGAAAUUCUGUGAGGAUAAAAUCUCUCCCUCUCUCCAGCCCUCUCAGAACAGGUAUAUAUAUUAUUUUGCCAGUCUUCUCUCUGGCGCUAUGAAGAUGAACAGCUCAUCUCUGUUUCUGUAUCAGAUUUAUAUUCCAGCUUUGCUCAACUACCAGUCAGGAGGAGGUUACUCUCCCUUCCUAAAGAUUUAUCAGUCGUUGCAGCUGGUAUAUUCGUCUGCCAAAUAUGAUAUUCAGGGUCCCAACAGUAAAAUGCUGUGUAUGAAUAUUGAACCAGCUCUACUGUUGAAGGGAGACAUCCUGGUGAAGUGUUAUCACCGCCACUCAGGUGUGAGUAAGAAAGAAUGUGUGUUCAGGGUUCAGUUUCACACCUGCAGUGUUCAUGAAUCUCAGCUUGCCUUUGGCAAAGGGGAACUUGACCAUGCUUGCACAGAUGACCAUUUCCCUGCUGAUGCCACAGUGGAGUUAGUCUUCUCUUCUGGUCCACAAAAGGCAAGAGGUGGAGAAUUGCAGAGCAAUGAACCGGGAGUAACUGUGGAUUACUGCACCACGGAUCCUGUUGUGCGCUGGGACUCAUACGAGAAAUUUAACCUUCACCAUCAGGAUAGUGUUGAGGAUAUCUGUCACACACGUGGGCCUUUGGACGGCAGUCUGUACGCUCAGGUGAAGAAGCGUCGUGCACUAUGCUCCAGUCCCAGCAGAUGCCCAGCCUCUAUCAAAACCUCCACACCCUCACCCUGUCAUUCCUCCUCUACUCCUCUCAUUCAUCACUCCAUCCAGCCUCUCUCGCUCACCACAGACUCAAAUCAUUCCUCUUCACCCUCCAUGUCCCACUCUUCACUUCCGUCCCAUGUUGAAAGAAAAAUAAGAGAGAAGGACGAAGACAGGGACAAACACAGAGAAACAGCAAUACUGGACGAUGGCAACUGCUCUCCUCUCAGACCAGAUUGUACUGUUCAGUCCUGUUAUGGUCGUCCAUAUUCCCACACUCAUUCAUUUUGUGUCCCAGAUAUGACCAACCCACAUGCACUGGCACAAACGGUCCACCCCAAACACCACACACUUCCCUGCUGCCACACCGCUCCAUUGGGAGUUCGAGACCUGUGUGUAUCCCAGCCGGAUCUUUUAUGGGAGAGAAGACGCUGUCUGCACCAUGCCUGCUCUGAAGCAGUCAGACACCUGUACUCAUGCCCCACUCAAGAAACGCCCCUUUCCCACUCACAGUCUUCCCAUUCCCACUCACUUCCUCCACAGACAUGCACAUUUGUUUCUGGGGAGGUGUGUCCUCUGUUCCAUUGCUCUGCCCUGCCUCGGGGUCACACCCACAUCCCUCCUUCUCUAUCCCCCAAUCAGUCACUGCUUUCCAGUCCCUACCGAGAGUUAUGUUAUAACUCGGCUCCACCAACAUUGUGCUCUUGCCGAGACUGUUCCCAUUUACGGGAGGAUGUUGCCCUCUAUUCUUUACGAGGAAGAGAGUUAGAGGGUCUACCUUGGUCUAGAGCGGCAGAGUUUGGGUUUAUGAGGGUUGGGCCUGGGCACUGGAGGGAUGGAAGAGCAGAGCCUCACUGGGAAGGAGUUCAAGAUUCCGAAUACAGGCGUCACAAAACAGUGAUGUCACCUGUGACGUUAUUGUCCUACAGACAUUGCCACAUUGCUCCAAAGCAAGACCCAGCAGUAUAUGUCACGGACACCCAACCUGAAAUCAUUACCCCACUGAGUCCAUAUCCUAGCCCACAAAGCAGUGGCUACCACAGCCCUCAUCCCGCCUGUCCCUGCUCUCCACAAAGGUUUAGAGAGAGUCCUGGCUACACCUCUAUCAGUCAUUCCACAAACUCCUCCCAACUUGCUCUCACUCCAUCCCCAAAACGAGCCAAUCACAACAAUGCUUCAGCUGAGGAAAGUCAGCACUGUACAACUGAUGGGGGUAUAAAGGUUUUAGAAGCUGAUAAAUGUCACAUUAAGGCCUUUUCUUCUUCUACCCAGGACUGCAGACCAUUGGAGGAUGGAGAUCCAGUGAAAAGUAUAGGUCAAGAAUGUGAGACUCUCCCUGGGUCUCUGAUCACUGUUGUCAUCACUGUCAAUGGGGAAACUAUAGAAAAAACAGAACCACAGCACUCCGAGGCUAAGGAAAGACCCAUCGUAGAAUCUACAUCUAACACAGCUCCAUUAUGCCCUAACUCCGCUCUCACAUACAAAAGGGUGGAGUCAGUGCAGGUACAAACGUACACCCCAAGCUCUCUCAGCAACAGUUUCCUAGAAUCAGAGCAGAAUAAAGAUGAGUGCCCAUGCUCAUGCUACACUACAACAUCAGCCUCAGUAGGUCCACCUAUUAGCUCUUCAGAGAGAAGCUCCGCCUCUGAAUUCCCUUCAUUUAACAUCAACGCUGAAAGGCAAAGCCUGAGCCCCUUGACCGACUGCACAUCAUCCAAUGGGGAAAGCAGUAACAGUGACCUUAGAGCAUCGUCCCCUGACCCUGAUGACUAUGUCACACCCUCAUUCCCUAUAGCGUCAUACAGCUAUUCUCUUCUGACAGUGCCCCAUGUACUGUAUACAGGCUACACUGCUGUUACCAUCCCAGCCUCCUUACCCCAACCUCCUCUUCCUGAAAAGCAACGCUCAACACCCCUUCAGAAUGUGUUUGAUUGCAGUAGCGGAAGCUCAUUAAAAUCAGCUGCAAAACCUCCUACUUCUGCCCAGUUUCAUGUGUCCUUCUCCUCUGAGUUGCCUGUAACAGCUAGACACAAAGCAACCCCCUCUAGUGGAGUGGAGGAAAUGGAAAACCACCUCAGCUCCAAGUUUGUCCAAGACAGCUCUAAGUACUGGUACAAACCUGGCAUCUCUAGAGACCAGGCUAUCGCAGUAUUAAAAGAUAAGGAGCCUGGCUGCUUCAUCAUUAGGGAUAGUAAUUCAUUCCAAGGCGCAUAUGGAUUGGCCCUCAAAGUCGCCACACCUCUACCCCACGCUAGUAACCAUGGGGAGAAGGGCAGCCCUCAGGAGCAGCUCGUUAGGCACUUCCUAAUUGAGAGUGGAGCAAAAGGAGUGAAGAUCAAAGGCUGCCAAAAUGAAACCUAUUUUGGCUCCCUGUCUGCUUUGGUGUAUCAGCACUCCAUUACACCCGUGUCUCUUCCUUGUGUUCUGCGCAUCCCAGAUAAAGAUCUUGUUCGAGAGUUGCAGGAGUUGCAAAGUGGAACAAACACUAGCACAGCUGCGGACCUGUUGAAACAGGGGGCAGCUUGUAAUGUUCUGUACCUAAACUCUGUGGAAACGGAUUCUUUGACUGGCCCGCAAGCUGUCUCCAAGGCAACCAUGUGCACUUUGACCCAAGAGCCUCGUCCUUCGCCAACAGUUGUCCACUUCAAAGUGUCCACACAGGGCAUCACCCUCACUGAUAAUCAGCGCAGACUGUUUUUCAGGCGACAUUAUCCUAUUCAAAGUGUGACUUUCAGCAGUGUGGAUCCACUGGAUCGAAGGUGGACUGAUGCUGAUAACCCUUGCUGCAAGAUGUUUGGAUUUGUAGCACGGCGCAAUGGUGGUUUGGGAAACGUGUGUCACCUGUUUGCAGAGCAUGACCCAGAGCAACCAGCAACGGCCAUUGUGAACUUCAUCAAUAAAGUCAUGCUGGGACCUCAGCAGCUGUGAAAAUGAAUGCAGUAUUAGAAAGAUGAAGAAGAACAAAACAGAGAGAAAGGAGGAAAUUUAAAGAGGGCAGUGCAGUGGAUAAUGUCAGUGUUACAUUUACACUGGUGGCCAAAGGUUUGGAAUAAUGUACAGAUUUUGAUGUUUCGGAAGGAAAUUGGUAAUUUAAUUCACCAAAGUGGCAUUCAACUGAUCACAAAGUAUAGUCAGGAUAUUACUGAUGUAAAAAACAUCACCAUCACUAUUUGAAAAAACUAAGUCAGUUUUGAUCAAAUCUAGACAGGUCCCAUUUUCAGAAGCCAUCACUCCAACACCUUAUCCUUGGGUAAUCCUGCUAAUUGCUAAUUUGGUACUAGAAAAUCAAUUGAUUUUUGUGCUAUUUGAUUUGUUAAAUGAAGCUUAAUAUUGUCUUUGUGUUUGUUUUUGAGUUGCCACAGUAUGCAAUAGACUGGCAUGUCUUAAGGUCAAUAUUAGGUCAAAAAUGGCAAAAAAGAAACAGAUUUCUCUAGAAACUCGUCAGUCAGUCAUUGUUUUGAGGAACGAAGGCUAUGCAAUGCUUGGAAUUGCCAAAAAACUGAAGAUUUCAUACAAAAGUGUACACUACAGUCUUCAAAGACAAAGGACAACUGGCUCUAACAAGGACAGAAAGAGAUGUGGAAGGCCCAGAUGUACAAAUAAACAAGAGGAUAAGUACAUCAGAGUCUCUAGUUUGAGAAAUAGACGCCUCACAUGUCCUCAGCUGACAGCUUCAUUGAAUUCUACCUGCUCAACACCAGUUUCAUGUACAACAGUAAAGAGAAGACUCAGGGGUGCAGGCCUUAUGGGAAGAAUUGCAAAGAAAAAGCCACUUUUAAAACAGAAAACCAAAAUCAAAAGGUUAGAGUGGGCAAGGAAACACAGACAUUGGACAACAGAUCAUUGGAAAAGAGUGUUAUGGAUCUUAACCCCAUUGAGCUUUUGUGGGAUCAGCUAGACUGUAAGGUGCGUGAGAAGUGCCGACAAGACAGCCAGAUCUAUGGCAAGAGCUACAGGAAGCGUGGGGUGAAAUGUCACCUGAGUAUCUGGACAAACUGACAGCUAGAACGCCAAGGAUCUGCAAAGCUGUCAUUACUGCACGUAGAGGAUUUUUUGAUGAGAACUCUUUGAAGUAGUUUAAGAAGUUCUGAACAUUUUUUUCAGAUUGUAAUAGUAAUUUUUCACGUUAUUAAUGUCCUGACUAUACAUUGUGAUCAGUUGAAUGCCACUUUGGUGAAUAAAAGUACCAAUUUCUUUCCAUAAGAGCAAAAUCUGUACAUUAUUCCAAACUUUUGGCUGCCAGUGUAUGUACAGAAUGAGGAGCAUUUUGUCAUAAGGAUACACAAAAACUGACCUUUUAAGACAACUCAGAAUGCAGGCUCAGUCUGGAUCAUGUUGGUGUUAAAAUUGAGUCUGUUGAAAAAAAAGUUACAUUUCAUAUGCUUUUUAUUAAUUAAGGUUAUAUGAAGCAAAGUAAAGUAGGCUAUAUAAAAAUAAUGAAUAAAUGAGACAUUUUGGUUAGAGCUUGAGAAAAUGGGCCUUAAUUCUACCACUCAGGAUGCCAAAGCUGUAUGACUGUUAUUCCAUUGUUCUGCUUUUAUUUUCAUUAUAUUUUGAUUUUGUCCUAGUGUUUUAAAAAAAAAAAAAAAAUGGUAAGAAUGUUUUGGUUUGUUUUGGUUAUUUGUUUUGUAUUCAAAGUGGCCUGUACAUGAGGCAAAGUCAUAUUUCAGCAGCUUAUGCAUUUGCAAAGUCAUAAUUUAUGGAUUUUAAAUAAAAUGUCAAUCAAAAAUUAAACCAAAAACUAGACUCUAAUUUUAACAUAGAGUGCCUGAUUUAGUUAUUUAAUAAAUGUUUGCAGUAAUAAUGUGCUCAAGGUAUAUUUCUAUCUGGAAGU
Messenger RNA from Myxocyprinus asiaticus (Chinese sucker), 6472 nucleotides. RefSeq names its product tensin-2-like. The coding region runs from base 292 to 4566 and encodes 1424 amino acids. Gene Ontology annotation, biological process: peptidyl-tyrosine dephosphorylation. The record is from RefSeq and is a predicted model, not a curated record. The transcript has 24 exons. Lineage: Eukaryota; Metazoa; Chordata; Actinopteri; Cypriniformes; Catostomidae. Gene Ontology annotation, molecular function: protein binding; protein tyrosine phosphatase activity.